Daphnia carinata is the source of this 1169-nucleotide messenger RNA. RefSeq names its product putative carbonic anhydrase 3. The transcript is spliced from 8 exons. Gene Ontology annotation, cellular component: plasma membrane. Gene Ontology annotation, molecular function: zinc ion binding; carbonate dehydratase activity. Bases 88 to 1020 code for a protein of 310 amino acids. NCBI's taxonomy places the organism in Eukaryota, Metazoa, Arthropoda, Branchiopoda, Diplostraca, Daphniidae. The record is from RefSeq and is a predicted model, not a curated record.
GGAAUUGCAGUCAUUAACUGACACUCCGUAAGCGUGUUGUAUACUUACCGUCAAAAGAUUGGAUUUCACUAGUCCGUCAAUCACACCAUGCACUCCAGCCUCAGAUUUAUUUUUACGUUAAUGUUUUACGUGUUCGACCGUCGAGCAAUGGCAGCUGGGCUGAAGGCCCUGCCACUAAUAGGACCAAACAUAACGAUAAAUUCAUCGGUAGCGGGUAACACGUGGAACUAUGGCGAGUCUGUUGAAUGGCCAAUUCAUAUUGCACCUUGUGGAGGCAAACACCAAUCUCCCAUCAACAUUAAUCCCCAUAAAGCUCUCGUUGUCAAUUAUCCCAAAUUAUCGUUCGGUUUUUACGACAAGGUGUUUCCUGAAACGGUCACAAACAACGGCCACACAGUUACGCUUCAAAUUGGUAAGAGAGAGGGAAAGGAUUAUCUUCCGUACAUUGAAAAUGGAGGAUUGUCUGAUCGGUACAUUUUCUAUCAACUUCAUUUCCAUUGGGGCAGCAAAAGCAAUAAAGGCAGUGAACAUCGUAUAGCCAACAAAAGAUAUCCGGCUGAACUUCACAUGGUUCAUUUCAGUCAGAAAUACGAUAAUUUCACAGAAGCUUCGAAGCAUCCAGACGGACUGGCUGUUCUCGCUGUUCUUAUAGAGAUGGAGAAGAGAGAUAACAUUGCAUUCCGGCACAUUGAACAUUUUGAUGAAAUUACGAGACCUUCUGCUAAUCGAGGAAACUCAAGCGUAUCGAAUCUUUCAAAUCCAGUCGCGUUGGAGGAUCUGAUUCCCGACAAUCCAUUAACUUUUUAUCGUUACAACGGAUCGUUGACGACUCCGUUGUGUAAUGAAGCUGUCAUCUGGACUGUCUUCGACACACCAAUAGCUCUCUCUGAGCGUCAGAUGAACGAAUUUAGAGAGCUAUUUGACGAGGAAGGUCAUCACCUGACAGAUAAUUUUCGACCUGUACAGUCCAUUCACGAUCGACUGGUAACUUAUCGCAAUAACAAAACUAUAUUUAACUAAGUUGAUCUGGCGUUCAAAUGUGAAACGCCUAUUAAAUUUUCUAGACCCAUGCAAUUAUCCUUACUAAUCGAUUUCUAAAGACAUGUACCUUCGCUACAGAUUUUAUUUCUUCGUGGAGCACGAUAAUAAAUGUAAAUUUUGUAUUUUAA